This is a messenger RNA of Dendronephthya gigantea, 2473 nucleotides long. RefSeq lists its product as uncharacterized. The record is from RefSeq and is a predicted model, not a curated record. NCBI's taxonomy places the organism in Eukaryota, Metazoa, Cnidaria, Anthozoa, Malacalcyonacea, Nephtheidae. The coding region runs from base 20 to 2062 and encodes 680 amino acids. The transcript has a single exon.
CAGAACAGUCACGAACAUCAUGUCACGAACAUAUUUUUAUCACCUCUUCUGUUUCAAUAUACUUUUUGUUUUUUCUAAAAGCUUGUGUUGUGAGACAAAAUGCUCGCUUUUUAAAAAUGAAAAUGAUUUGUCAAAAAAGUUUCAGCUUUCUCUCGCAGAAGAAGGGGUACGGAUUGUUUAUCUGAGGUUAGAUGCUAACAAUGUCAGCGAUGGCUACAACUCAAUGCAUUCAGACAGAAUAAUGCACACAAGAUGGACUUGGGCACAAAGCAACAGUGAACCACUCCUAUCGGUGUCCUACGACUAUGAUGUCUUGUCACUAGGUCUCUUAAAAAACCAAGUAAAAGAUCUCACUUUGGAGAUGACACUGGCGCAAAAGCAAUGCCUGGAGGCUUCCAAUUCAACAUUUCGCGACGAGCAAACCGCUAGAGCUUUGUUGAACAUUACAAACAAAAAAUACAACAAAGAUUUCACAGUUAAGCAUGAUGUUGUCUGCUUUAGAUUGCUGCGAGAACACUGGUUUGGAAUUGGUAGUCACUUUAAAUAUAAGUGUUGCAAAGAGAGGCCGCGGGAGAAAAAUAAAAAUGGAACUUCUAUUGAUUGCAAUGUCCCUGUUAACGAAAGCAGGUGGCUAGCUGUUUUCAAUGCAAUAUUAGCAAUUUUGGUAACGGUUACUGUCUUAUAUUGGCCAUGGAUUUUUUAUUUGCUACCAGACUCUUUUUUUACAACGAUUCCAGUUCGUGACUCCCAAACUCAAGCGGAAGAGGGAACCGCAUGCAAGGCUACUGUUGACACAAUAUCAGCACGCAAUACUUUCCUGCCGUUGGACGAUUUUAGCCCAAUUACACUUCAAACACUUCUUCAAAAAUUUGGAGAUAUGUACCCAAAGAAUAUGUUCGACAUACGCGUGAAGCUAUUUCUUGUUUGGUUUGGUUUUAUUCCCCUAUUCUUUUAUAUAAAAUUACUCCUUUACUUCAUAAUUAAAGGCGAUAAUUUCGAUGAGACCUCAUCCAAAUUGCUAUUUCAAAUAGCCGAUUUUUAUCUCUUUGUCUUCAAAAUGAAGAAACCUCUUGUAUACGUGUUGUUUAUCAUGCCGUUCUUUGUUAUUCCUUGUCUUGCGAUAUUCUUGGUGCCGACAAAGAUCGGGCAUCAAAGUGUAAUUGAAGCCAACAAGAAGUCUAAGGAAAAAAUUAAAAGGCAUUUGAAAGUAGAAAUUUUAAGGAUCACAAAUGUGCUUCUACGGGUGAGCACAUGUAACAUUUUUGGUAAAUUUGCUUGCUGUAAGACAUCCAUUGCAUCCUUAUGUUCUGUUGUGCAUGUGUUAGUUGUUUUUCCUAUAUGCACGUUAGUUGCGGUUGUCUUUUCAAUAAUCAGUUCAAUUUCAUGUUUAGCGAUAUUCUCCCCAUAUUUAGUUUUUCUAUGCAAAUUGCUGCUAUCCAAUAAAUCUUCCCUCCACUACAGAAUAUUUAUGUUCUAUUCAACUAUAAGCGCGACAAUCGUCGUGACGUUCUCCUGUCAGUUCGUCGUCCGAAUGUUAGGUUUUGUGAUAAUGGGGAUCAUUCUAAAUGCUGAGUAUGUCGUACCUUACCUGACGUUCGCUUUUGUUGUCACAAGUAACAUUAAUCAUUGCAUCUGUAACACUCAGAAAAAAUAUAAAGAGCUGAAGAGUAUGAUUGCCAGGCCGUUCAAGACUUCGAAAGACGACGAUACAAUAAAAACAAUACCAAAGGAAUUAUUUUGGUCUGUCUCGAAAAAAGUUCUCCCCAUUUCCAACGAGAUCUUUCUACUGGUUGGACAAAUACUGGCAAUUUUGGUAUUUCUUUCUAUUGCACUAGUCGCAAUUCUUCUGUUCAACGUAACAUACGGUCCGUCGGCAAUAGUAUCAACCAUUUCAGUCUUUAUAAGUGGAAAAUUUUCAGAGCUGUUCUUUACGAGAAUCACAUCUGGAUCAGAGUUUGCUGGCUGGGACAAGAUCGACUUAGAAACAGAGAUUACAUCAGAGCUAAAGGAAUUACACCCCAACAUUCCAGCGCAUAUGGAAACAGAAACCACCGAAAUAUAAAUAUUCGAAAUAUGGAUUACGGUUUUCCGAAUAUUGGUUUUUCAAAUGUUUUUAAAAUGCUCGUAAGCAGCAUAGAUAACAAACAGAAAUAUGCAUGUGUACCCGUAACAAUUAUAGGUAAAGAGACGUUUGUUUAAGGAUACCAAGGAUAAAUCUACGUUGUAAAAAUCUACAGAGAUUAAAAAUCAAUGGGAAAGUACCUUAUCAUACUCUAUAGAAGUGAUUGUCAAAUAGUAACUGCAAGAUAUUUGGAAGAGAUAUGUUAUACCUGUUAUCACAACGGAGAAUGUUUUAUAUACUUGGUAGUGUCACUAGUGUGGCUUCCUAUAUAUAGCUUGUGUAUUAAUUGUUGUACAUUACAUUGUCUGUUAUUGAAACUUGCCCGUUUUUUCGAUGAAUCGGAGAACGGAU